UAGCAGUCAUGUAACGUUAAUGCAGUGACAGCUUAAGUAUAGUAUUACUGUAAGACUGUGAACUGCUGAGUGUAUCUGAGGAUAUCUCACUGAAUUUCCACACUAGACAGCAUUAAAAACAAACACGUUGAAUGCGAAUAGCACACUAGAGUAGAUUUUAAUCACGUUUUGUGGUCUGAUGCGCUAGGUGGCAGUAAGCACAUCUUUGAAGGGCGAAAUAAUAAUAACAAACCACAGAAAGACGGAAGAGAGCGUCGUAUUAGCACUUGUGUUUACAAGUAAAUGAUACGCGUUUAAUUCGAUCAAACAUGAAUCAGGAGAAAUAUCCGCGAUCAUCCAUCGAGGAUGAUUUUAAUUAUGGCACGAAUGUCGCGACGGCGAGCGUCCACAUCCGGAUGGAUUUCCUCCGCAAGGUCUACACCAUCCUGUCAUUGCAGAUUAUCGUCACCACUGCUGUAUCUGCCCUUUUCAUGCUCUGUAACCCCAUUAAAAACUUUGUGCACGAAAGUCCCUCUCUGGUGUUGAUAUCCGCUAUCGGGUCCCUUAUCCUGCUCCUUGCCUUGGCUGUGUACCGUCACCAGCACCCCAUUAAUCUUUAUUUGCUCUUUGGGUUUACUUUGCUGGAGUCUCUGUCUGUAGCCACUGCGGUGACAUUUUAUGAGUACAACAUAGUGCUCCAGGCCUUUGUGCUCACGUCUGCCGUGUUCCUGGGUCUCACUGCCUACACUUUUCAGUCUAAAAGAGACUUCAGCAAGCUCGGAGCCAGUCUUUUUGCUGGCCUGUGGAUCUUGAUCAUUGCAAGCUUUAUGAGGCUUUUCUUCUACAAUGACACAAUGGAGUUGGUCUUCGCUGGGGCUGGAGCUCUGCUGUUCUGCGGGUUCAUUAUUUUCGAUACUCACCUGCUGAUGCAUAAGCUUUCACCGGAGGAGCAUGUCCUGGCAUCCAUCAACCUGUACCUGGACAUAGUCAACCUGUUCAUCUAUAUCCUGCGCAUCCUCGACUCCAUGAAGAAACACUGAAUGUUGUGAUGCUGCUCUUCUCUUUCAGAGGUGAAUUUUGGGUGCAAUGCUGCGAGUGGUACAAAAAUAAUAUUCUUUAAUUUUGAUAAGACUCCCAUGUGCAAUAAUCAAAUAAAAAUGUGUUAAUUAGUAUCCAAAUUAAGCAUUGUAGAUGACUGCGAGAAAAACUUUGUGGACCACAUAAUAUGAAAUAUUUAUUUGAAUAAAGCCUUCAAAAUGUACUGAAUAUAA
Molecule: messenger RNA, 1250 nt
Organism: Cyprinus carpio (common carp)
Lineage: Eukaryota; Metazoa; Chordata; Actinopteri; Cypriniformes; Cyprinidae
Product: protein lifeguard 4-like
Biological process (GO): negative regulation of apoptotic process
Cellular component (GO): membrane
Source: RefSeq, a predicted model, not a curated record